AUGGGAAAAGGAACAGUGGUACCAACCACGACAAGUGCCUCUUAUGAAUUUCAGGUACGGAAAACAGGAUUGAAUAAGAGCGUUUCUCGAUCGUCGGCAAGCUUUGGCGUCGUACGAAAGAGUAUGUAUCAUCAUUCAGAUGAGGAUGAUGCCUGCUCGGAGAAGGUGGAAAGACGAGAGAGAAAUCCCGUCAUUGCUUGUUUACUCUCUGUGAGGCUUUUGAUCAUUGUUGUCUUUACACUUCUCAUUGUACUUUCUAUAUUUUCCAUUUGGCUUACAUCUUACUUAACAAGCCAGAACACAGCAUUGGAGAAUAUGCAGACUCUCGUGAAAACCAUGAAUUCCAAAGUUUCAAAUUAUCUUUCCUCUCAAAUAUCACCAGCUCGAUCUGUGGCUCAAACCAUUGCAGAUGACUAUCACAACAAUGUGGUUGGACUCAAUUUGAAUGUUAUGCCUUACUUGUCGAGCAAGAUGAAAUGGUUUGGAUUCACAGGUGCCAAUUUAUGUCUUGGAGAGGGAGGACUGAGCGUUCUCUAUGCUUAUUCGCUUGCCGUAUCACCUCAAGGCACCGAUAUGUUGCAAGGAGCAUUUCAACCAAACGCCAACUCCAGAUUUUUGAUGUUUAUUGCAAAUAUUGACACAGGAGAAUUAUAUUAUAACCAGUUGGUGCGAAACAUUUCAUAUGUAGUGUCUGCUACCGAUUAUUACAUAGACUCGGUCAAGAUGUUGAAGUCCAACCCUGAAGGAGGAUUUGGACCCGUGUACAAAGUCAUUAACAGUGGACAAGCAAUGUACUGGAGUACUCCAGUCUACGACAAAACUUUGCUUCCUCAACAAAAGAAACGAUUAGGAAUCGUUAAAGUUAACAUUUCUUUAUACAAAAUUUCUCAAUACUUACUUUCCAUGCCAUUACUUUCGAAAGGGUUUUUCGUGGUCACAGAGAGCGACUCCAAUUAUGUUAUUGGCGCAAACUUUAUCAUUCCUGGUUUGGAUAACGACCGUAUAUCUGUGAAAAAUGUUACAGAAAAAGAUACAAAUAUUAUUUUCGAAAAAUUGUCGAACGCAAAUCCUAAAGAUGGAGAUAUUGUUAAUAUUCAAGCUAAUGGUGUCAGUUAUCUGGUUUCAACCUUCUCAUAUUCCUUAUUUAAUUUAAGGUGGAAAAUCACUAUGGUUUUGAACGAGGGAGAGGUUCAACAAGGAAAUAUUAUGAGCAGCUAUAUAAUUAUGGGAGUGGCUUUGUUUCUUUCUUUGUUUGGAAUUGUAGCUAGCAUUGUGAUUGGAUGGAUCGUUACCAAACCGCUACAAAUGAUUCGUGAAGACCUACUCAAAAUUGAAGUUCUUGAAUUGGAGGAAGUUGUGGAGCAUCACUCAAUUUUCACAGAGCUGAGAAGUAUUUAUUCGAGCCUUUUUGAAACAGUUGCUGACCUUAAAGAGAUAAAAGCAUUUAUCCCUGAAUCGGUGAUAAACCAAUUAGGCAAGGAGCAAAAUUCAUCGAAAGAAAUGACUGCUUUGCACAACGAACCCUCUAUACAUGAAAAUGAUAGCGGUCAUUCUUCAGCUUCAAUCAGCAAACACAGUUCAUUACAAGUUUCUAAAAUGGUUGGAAAUGCACUAAAGCUUGGUUUACAAGAAGUUGAGCUUAGCGUGCUGUAUGUGCAUGUAUGUGGAUUGACGGAGCAUGAAUUUGUUAACCCUGCAGAGUUAGGACAUGCUGCAAGCAGAAUAAUCACGACCAUAUCCAAUAUAUGCCGAUCUUUAAAGAUAGAUUUACAAAUCAGAAGCUAUUGCGAAUUUGUAAUUCCGUUCAGCAGUAUAACUACUCAGUCUGUUGAAACUGCUGUGAAACUAUCAUCUCUACUGACCAAAGAUGUUUCCGACGCAGAGGCAGCCAUAAAGGUUCAUAUUGGAGUUGCCUCAGGCUAUGUCUUGCAAGGAAAUAUAGGAGGAAAGAAUCACAGAUACCAUGCACUAAUUGGAGCGUUAAUGGAUAAGGCACAAUAUUUAUGCAAACUGAAUGCAUUUUUUAAUACGACCAUUAUUAUUGACCAAGUGACAUUUAACCAUGCAAAAGAUCAAUUCUUUGUCAGACCAGUUGAAAGGUAUCUCAUGUCAAAAGAAAUUGAAACAGUUUAUCAUGUACUCAAAACCAACGAAAAGAAUGAAGACGAUGAGUGGAUGUACGUUCUCGAGCACCAAAAACAAAACGACACCUAUAGAAAAUAUUCAAGUAAUUUUGCUAGAUUAUUUUCGAGCGAAAAUGAAGGCCAAGCUGAGAUAGCUAUUGACUAUUUCAAAGACUAUAUCAACUCGCACCACAAGCAUAGAGACCAUAUAAUAGAAAGGUUAGAGCAUAUUAUUAAGCAGCGAGAAGAAGUAGUGAACUUUGACUUUUCAAGAUAUUACUCCAACAUCAAGGAUGAUCUUUGUGGUUAUGUCAAUACGACGAAAUUAAGGAUGGAACAUUAUUAG
Naegleria fowleri is the source of this 2469-nucleotide messenger RNA. RefSeq lists its product as uncharacterized. Bases 1 to 2469 code for a protein of 822 amino acids. The record is from RefSeq and is a predicted model, not a curated record. NCBI's taxonomy places the organism in Eukaryota, Heterolobosea, Eutetramitea, Acrasida, Naegleriidae. The transcript is spliced from 2 exons.